AUGACAAAAGCAUUUCAAUAUAAACCAGAAGACAAAAUAUACUGUUCAAUGACAUUAUACGAUGCUUGUAUACAUGCUUUCGACGCAUUACCUAUAUGUGCUCUUGUUGACUCACGUUUUCUAUGUAUGCAUGCUGAAAGUCCUCAUUCAGGUCCAUUAUGUGAUGUACUUUUAUGUGAUCCCAGUGAGAAAUUUGAUGAUAUUGAUGAAGAACAACCUGAUUUUAAACCAAAUGAUGUUCGUGGUUGUGCAUAUUUCUUUUCAUAUUAUGCUUGUCGAGAUUUUUUAUUACGAAAUAAUCUGUUAUCAAUUAUACGUGGACAUGAAGUACAAAAAGAUGAUGUACGAUUUUUUCGAAAAUCAUCUCGCACUAAUUUUCCUGUAAUUGUUUCUCUAUUUUCGGCACCAAAUUAUUGUGAUACAUAUAAUAAUGUUGCAGUUACACUUAGACUUGAUGCAAAUCAACAUCUAUCUGUUAUUCAUAUUGAAGCACAUAGUCAUCCAUUUGUUUUACCAAAUUAUGAGAAUGGAUUUCAAUUUGGUGAACGAUUUAUUCUUUAUUAUACAACUCAUCUUCUUCUUUCUAUUUUUAAUAUGUAUUCACCUGAAGAAUUAGCUGCUGAAGAUGGUCGAAAAGAUAAAACAGAUCGACCAGAUAUUCAAGCAUUAGUUAAUGAAGCUGAAAAAGAACGAAUUAAAAAUUAUGAUCAAGCUAUUCAAUUAGAUCAAAUAUUUGAACGACGACCAAAUACCUGA
Rotaria sp. Silwood2 is the source of this 756-nucleotide messenger RNA. Lineage: Eukaryota; Metazoa; Rotifera; Eurotatoria; Philodinida; Philodinidae. The record is from the annotation of a GenBank genome assembly.